This is a messenger RNA of Etheostoma spectabile (orangethroat darter), 1648 nucleotides long. RefSeq names its product sphingosine-1-phosphate receptor 4 (gene s1pr4). Gene Ontology annotation, cellular component: membrane. NCBI's taxonomy places the organism in Eukaryota, Metazoa, Chordata, Actinopteri, Perciformes, Percidae. Gene Ontology annotation, biological process: G protein-coupled receptor signaling pathway. The transcript has 2 exons. Gene Ontology annotation, molecular function: sphingosine-1-phosphate receptor activity. The coding region runs from base 254 to 1498 and encodes 414 amino acids. The record is from RefSeq and is a predicted model, not a curated record.
UUGGGUGUGGUGUGUCAUUUUGGCAUACUUCCCCUUAAGAAAUCUGUAGUCAGCGACACCUUCUCACUCACUCAGCAUCACCACCAGCUGCAGCCAGACUGUGUGUUGUGUGGAAGCAGAGCUCCAGUGGUUCGAGUGUGAUGAUAGCCUGUUUGAUCACAGGAGUUCCACACUAAUUCCCGUGCAGCUCGUACCAGCUCGGUUCCGCCUGUUCCUACCCACAGCCUUGAUCUUGACCAGCCCAGCUGCUGCUAUGAAUGUCUUUUCAUCCCUCACCUCCUCCUCAUCCUGCCCACACUUGUACCACAUACCCAGUUACCCCAGCAACAUCACCAUAUCAAACGACACCACUGCAGCCAACGAGAUCAACCAUGUGAUCUUGAGGCAUUACAACCACACCGGCCGCCUGCAGAACAGGACCAUCUCAAACACCCAGAACCACAUCAGUGCCCCCAUGGCCGUCUUCCUAUUCUUCAGUAUUUUAAUCAUCCUGGAAAAUCUCCUGGUGCUUGUGGCUGUCAUCUCCCGCAUCCGCCACAGCCGACGCUGGGUUUACGUCUGCAUUGCCAACAUCACACUCAGUGACCUCCUCACCGGCACUGCCUACCUGGUAAACAUUUGUAUGUCUGGCAGCCAGACGUUUCGCCUCACCCCGGCUCUGUGGCUCUUCAGGGAAGGGAUGCUGUUUGUGGCCCUGGCAGCAUCCAUAUUCAGUUUGUUGCUGAUUGCUGUGGAGCGUUACACCACUAUGAUGAAGCCACUGCCCCAGAAGUCAGCCCGGAAGACCUACUAUAGGAUCUAUGGCUUAGUAGCACUCUGCUGGGUUUUGGCGCUGGUGAUUGGGUUUCUCCCCUUGCUGGGCUGGAACUGUGUGUGCAGCCUGGACGGAUGUUCCACCCUCCUUCCUCUCUACUCCAAGACCUACAUCUUUUUCUCUCUCAUCAUCUUCUUCCUUAUCCUCCUGGCUAUCGGUGUGCUCUAUGGUGCCAUCUACUGCCAUGUGCACAAGAGUGCACAGCUGGGUCCAAAGCGCAGUCGCAAACGCUCUUUGGAUCUGCUCAAAACUGUGAUCACCAUUGUUGGGGUCUUUUUGCUUUGCUGGGGACCACUGUUCCUGCUGUUACUAGUGGAUUUCUUCUGUGCCUCCCGCCAGUGUGCACUGCUUUUUAGCGCUGACUUUUGCAUCUCCCUGGCUGUCCUCAACUCCGGCCUAAACCCCAUCAUCUACGCCCUGGGCAGCGGGGAGUUGAGGAAGGCUAUUGCUGAGCUGCUGUGCUGCUGCUGCCUGAAGGCCGGCCUCUGUCACCCAGACAAAUUCACAUCCAAGGAGACCAGCAGCACCUCAGAGAGCAGGAGGGACAGUCUGAGGAACAGUUUUAACAAGGUUAGGAACCUGAGCGUGGCCUCCCCACCAUCAACUCCUAACAAGCCUCGUAGGGCACCCCGAAAAUAUAGGCUGAGCUCCACCACCAGCUGCCUGUCAGUUUCAAGUGGUUAAACCACAACAUGGUCCCCUCCCAAGCGAAAAAGACCUGUGUGCACUGAUACACAUCUAACCGUUUCCUCUGAGUUUUGGUUUGAAUGUGCUUUGCCUGCAGGUACUUGCACUGAUGAUUGCCCACUGUCAGAAAACCUGUUAAAUAAGAAU